Molecule: messenger RNA, 2782 nt
Organism: Engraulis encrasicolus (European anchovy)
Lineage: Eukaryota; Metazoa; Chordata; Actinopteri; Clupeiformes; Engraulidae
Product: galectin-9-like
Exons: 12
Coding region: 59-1108 (349 amino acids)
Biological process (GO): negative regulation of type II interferon production; negative regulation of CD4-positive, alpha-beta T cell proliferation; positive regulation of gene expression
Cellular component (GO): nucleus; cytosol
Molecular function (GO): galactoside binding; carbohydrate binding
Source: RefSeq, a predicted model, not a curated record
UCAAACCGAAUCGCAUCACAUCGCUACACUACACAAUCUGCCAUCUACAAGGACAAGGAUGGCGUUUCCUCCACAACAACCGUUUUACAGCCCACGUCUUCCAUUCACGGGGGCGAUUCACGGGCGGCUUCAACAGGGACUAAGUAUCAUUGUAUCUGGCCGAGUCCUUCCAGGUGCAAACAGAUUCCACGUCAAUCUGCAAUCCGGCUCCGGUACUGGGGUGGAUGUGGCCCUUCACUUUAACCCGCGCUAUGAUAUGGGUCCGGCGUUUGUGGUCACCAACACUUACCGGAGAGGCACCGGAUGGGGGCAAGAGGAGAGGACGCACCAAACUCUUCCAGCAGGAGCUGCGUUCAAUUUAAUGAUCCUGGUUGGCCCAGAUUCCUACAAGAUUGCCACUAAUGGGUGCCACUUGAUGGAGUACAAGCAUCGUAUCCCGUACAACCUGGUGGACACUAUCCACAUAGAGGGAAUGGUGGAGGUCAGCUCCAUAGCAUUCCAGAACUCUGGGCCGCAGCCCCAGCCGCCAUAUAACCCCGGGUUUCCAGUCCCAACUCCCGGGUUUCCGGCAACGCCUGGAUUUCCAGCCCCGACGCCUGGGUUUCCUCCUACGUACCCAUUUCCAACACCUGGAUUUCCUCCUGGUCCAGUUAUAUGUCCUGGAUUUCCUCCUGCCCCCACUCCCUGCCCCUGUCCACCUGCAGUGUCCUAUAGCGUCCCAUACAGAACCACUAUAAACGGUGGACUCUACCCUGGGAAGACUGUUACUGUCCAAGGAACCAUCAAUAACUGUGCCAAAGGGAUAGCUGUUAACCUGUGCUUCGGUGCCAGCAGUAUAGCACUACACUACAACGUUCGCUUUGAUGAGAGGGUCGUGGUGAGGAACAGCCACAUGCAUAACAAGUGGGGCCAUGAGGAACGCGGCGGUGGAAUGCCCUUUCACCUCGGCCGGCAAUUUGUGUUGACGAUUGUGUGCAAUCCUCAUGGCUUCAACAUCAUGGUGAAUGGCAAUCAAGUCCACACCUACAAGCACCGCCACACAAGUCUACACGAGAUCAAUGAGUUGAAGGUUACUGGAGAUGUGACACUGUCUUCUGUUACAGUUUAAGACAGAGGUACCCUUAGGCCAGAUUCACACUAGAGCGUGGCGGAGCGGCAGUGAGAUGACGGAGGUCUUUCUGCUUAGUUUCGGCCGGUGUGUUCUACAGACAGCGUCAGCGUUUGCGGUCAGUCCUGUUCAAAAUCCCCCCACAGCCACAGCUAGUUUGGCAUUCAUUUUGAAUUGGACACCGCCGGCCGCUGCCGUCCAAAAUCCUCUCGAGUUCUAUUUUCCAAAUGCAGCGUGGAGCGGUACCAUCUCCCGCACCACUACCGCCCGACUACUGCCGGUUGGUGUGGAAGGACAGCUCUGUUUCCGAGCUCUUUUCCAAAAUGAGAUAUAUCCAUAUAUAUCCAUUUUAUAGAAUGUUGGGAAAUUGACAUUUUUGUAUUGGGCAUUCCAUUGAAAUGCAUUGCAAAAUGCAUUUUUUAUAGAGGUUUUAAAGUAUGUUCUCAAAAUAUUUGAAUGGCAAGAAUUCACACAUAGAUGAUAGGACAUCUUAACAUUCAAUCCCAAUAUUAAAAUGCAAAAAGUCAAAAAUGGUGGAUAUAGCGUUUUGGAAAAGAGCUCUUCAUAUACAGUUUUUUCGCCACCUCCGGUGAAAACCACUUCCGUCCCGCCCCGCUUCCCCGCUCUGGUGUGAAUUAGGCCUUAUGGAGAUAGACAUCUUUCCAGGGACCAUACCAACAUCUAUUGCUAGAGUUUCGGCAGCUUGGCAUAUUUUUUUUAUGUAUGUAUGUAUGCAUGUGUGUGUCUUCAUCACAGAUCCACUUCAAUCUGAUUUGCAUUUUUGUUCAUUAGACUGUAACAAAUUGUUUCAUGGACAGCCUGGCAAUGCAUCACAGACCCCAGACUCCACAUGUACAUUUAGACAGUAAACAGCAAACAUGUUGUACCAGUCAGAUUUUUUUACAUACAGUAUAUUUUUUUAUAUUAAUCAAAUUACUUAUUUCCCUUAAGAGAAAAAACCUACUUAGAUCCAUUCCAUGUUUAAUCAAGUCACUGUAACUAUUAUAUCAUUGAUGUUUCCUGCAUUGUAGUACAAUAAACAUUUGGGACAAAGAAUUAACUCAAAAGCCAUGCUUUAAAUGUGUCUACACAUAUUUUUUCAUGGGGCGGUAGUGGCUCAGGUGGUAGAGGAGCUGUUUGGCAACCAGGAGGUUGCAGGUUGGAGCUCUACUUGACCCCAUCGAUGUGUCCUUGUGCAAGUUGCUCCUGUUGGCAGGUUGGUACCCUGUGUGGCAGCCACUGUCACCGGUGUGUGAAUGAGAGUGAAUGGGUGAAUGUGAGGCAUACAAUGUAGGGCAUUCAAUGUAAAGUGCUUUUGAGUGCUCGAAGGAGUGGAACGGUGCAAUAUGGAGUCAUCCAUUUAUAAGCUGGGUCCGUUCCUGCGGUGGUUUUGUAGGCAAGGCAUUGACCCUUGCCUACAAAUCCAUCGCAGGAACGGCCCCAGCUUAUCUGAAGGACCUACUAACGCCUUAUGUUACUCGAAGAGAACUUCGCUCAUCCAGCACAAGCCGUCUGGCUCUGCCAUCCAGUCGCUCUAGGUACUCCCAGUCAAGACUGUUUUCUUCUUGUUGUACCCAAGUGGUGGAACGGUCUCCCAGAGGCAGCAAGACUAAGCACAUCUCUUGUAGCCUUCAAGAAACAAGUAAAGACCUUCCUCUUUCGAGAGUAUCUACU